AUACAGAUCUUCUCGUCAUGGCUCAGCCAGCGCGACCGAAGCGCAUCUUGGUGACCGGCGGCUCAGGGCUGGUGGGCAAGGCCAUCGCAAAGUUGGUAGCCGAGGGAGAAGGACGGCCGGACGAGGAGUGGAUCUUCGUGUCGUCCAAGGAUGCUGACUUGACGGACGCUGCCGCAACCGCAGCCCUUUUUGAGAAGCGCCGGCCGACUCACGUCAUCCACUUGGCAGCCAUGGUGGGCGGCCUUUUCCGGAACAUCAAGUACAACCUAGAUUUCUGGCGGAAGAACAUGCACAUCAAUGACAACGUCCUGCACUCAGCAUACAAAUCUGGUGUCCAGAAGGUGGUCUCCUGCCUCUCCACUUGCAUAUUCCCAGACAAGACCACCUACCCGAUCGACGAGACCAUGAUCCACAACGGUCCCCCGCACAACUCCAACUUCGGGUAUUCCUACGCAAAGAGGAUGAUAGAUGUUCAGAACAGGGGUUAUUUUGAGCAGCAUGGGUGCCACUUCACCGCCGUCAUUCCCACCAACGUCUUCGGUCCCCACGACAACUACAACAUCGAGGACGGGCAUGUCCUGCCGGGCCUCAUCCACAAAGCGUACUUGGCCAAGGAAAACGGUACGGCUCUCACUGUCUGGGGGACAGGAAAACCCAGGAGGCAGUUCAUUUACUCUCUGGACUUGGCUCGGCUGUUCCUCUGGGUCCUGAGGGAGUAUGAUGAAGUGGAGCCCAUCAUCUUGUCAGUCGGAGAAGAGGACGAAGUCUCCAUUCGGGAAGCGGCCGAGUGUGUGGUGAGAGCAAUGGACUUCAAGGGAGAGCUCCUUUUCGAUACAACAAAGUCGGAUGGGCAGUUCAAGAAAACAGCCAGCAACAGCAAGCUGAAGAGAUACCUCCCCGAUUUCCAGUUUACACCGUUUGAGCGAGCCGUGAAGGAAACAUGCGACUGGUUUUGCGCCAACUACGCCAUCGCCAGGAAAUGACCAAA
This is a messenger RNA of Lacerta agilis (Sand lizard), 988 nucleotides long. It is a transcript of the gene GFUS, whose product is annotated as tissue specific transplantation antigen P35B. Gene Ontology annotation, biological process: nucleotide-sugar biosynthetic process. The record is from RefSeq and is a predicted model, not a curated record. The transcript has 10 exons. Bases 18 to 983 code for a protein of 321 amino acids. Gene Ontology annotation, molecular function: GDP-L-fucose synthase activity. NCBI's taxonomy places the organism in Eukaryota, Metazoa, Chordata, Lepidosauria, Squamata, Lacertidae.